Merops nubicus (carmine bee-eater) is the source of this 1812-nucleotide messenger RNA. Its product is annotated as contactin-3-like. The annotation marks the transcript as partial. The transcript is spliced from 14 exons. The record is from RefSeq and is a predicted model, not a curated record. Lineage: Eukaryota; Metazoa; Chordata; Aves; Coraciiformes; Meropidae. Gene Ontology annotation, molecular function: cell-cell adhesion mediator activity. Gene Ontology annotation, biological process: brain development; cell-cell adhesion.
AUGGACCCUGAGAGCUCGCGGGUGAAGAUGAGGAGCGCGGUGUCGGUGCGGGAGGGCCAGGGAGUCGUGCUGCUCUGCGGACCACCCGUCCGGGCAGGAGAGUUGUCGUUUGCUUGGAUCUUCAACGAGUAUCCGUCGUUUGUGCAAGAGGAUAGCCGGCGGUUCGUGUCCCAAGAGACUGGGCACCUCUACAUAGCCAAGGUGGAGCCAUCAGAUGUGGGCAACUACACCUGUGUGGUGACCAGCACUGUGACCAAGAGCCAAGUCCUGGGGUCACCAACUCCUCUGGUGCUGCGCACGGAUGGUGUGAUGGGAGAAUAUGAACCCAAAAUAGAAGUUCAGUUUCCUGAGACACUUCCUGCAGCUAAAGGCUCAACUGUGAAGCUAGAAUGCUUUGCACUAGGGAACCCUGUGCCUCAGAUUAACUGGAGAAGAACAGAUGGUCUGCCAUUUCCAAGUAAAAUAAAACUGAGGAAAUCCAAUGGCAUGAUUGAAAUACCUAAUUUCCAGCAGGAGGAUGCAGGACUGUAUGAAUGUAUUACUGAAAACUCAAGAGGAAAAAACAUUGCAAGAGGACGACUCACUUAUUAUGCAAAACCUCACUGGCUCCAGACAAUAAAAGACAUUGAAGUUGCUGUGGAGGACACCUUGUACUGGGAUUGCAGAGCAAGUGGGAAGCCCAAACCAUCAUACAGGUGGCUGAAGGAUGGAGACCAGCUGGCAAUAGAGGGAAGGAUCCAAAUUGAAAACGGUGCACUUACAAUAUCAAAUCUAAAUCUGACAGAUUCUGGCAGAUACCAAUGCAUAGCUGAAAAUAAACACGGCGUCAUCUAUUCCAGUGCAGAGCUUAGAGUCAUAGCUUCUGCUCCAGAUUUUUCCAAGAAUCCCAUGAAGAAGCUGAUCCAGGUUCAGAUAGGCAGCACAGUUGAUUUUGAGUGCAAACCCAAAGCUUCUCCCAAGGCCAAAUGCUCCUGGAAGAAGGGAGGUGAGCAGCUACACGAAAACGAAAGAAUCACGUUACUAAAGGAUGGAGGGCUAAGAAUAGCCAAUGUGACCAAAGUUGAUUCUGGAAGCUACAUGUGCCUGGCAACAAACCAGUUUGGAACAGCCAGUGGCUCAACCACCUUAAUAGUUACAGAGCCAACGAGGAUUACUCUGGCACCUUCCAACAUGGAUGUCACUGUUGGAGAAAGUGUUGUCCUGCCCUGCCAGGUUCAGCAUGACCCUAUCCUGGACAUCAGCUUCACCUGGUAUUUCAAUGGAACACUCACUGAUUUCAAGAAAGAUGCUUCUCAUUUUGAGAAGGUUGGAGGGAGUGCAUCAGGAGAUUUAAUGAUUAGAAACAUCCAGCUGAAACAUAGUGGGAAGUAUGUUUGCAUGGUGAAGACAGAAGUGGACAGUGUAGCCUCUGCAGCAGAUCUCAUCGUACGAGGCUCACCUGGGCCCCCUGAACACGUGAAAGUGGAUGAAAUAACUGAUACCACGGCUCAGAUCUCCUGGCAAGAAGGCACAGACAAUCACAGCCCAGUAACCACCUACACCAUACAAGCAAGGACACCCUUUUCAGUUGGCUGGCAGCGGGUGACAACAGUUCCAGACGUGAUCGACGGAAAAACAUUCACAACCACAGUGGUGGAUUUAAAUCCUUGGGUUGAAUAUGAGUUUCGUGUAGUUGCCAGUAACAAAAUAGGAGGUGGAGAACCUAGUUUACCCUCAGAAAAAGUAAGAACUGAAGAGGCAGUUCCUGAAAUUCCCCCAUCUGAAGUCAGUGGGGGAGGAGGCAGCAGGUCUGAACUGGUCAUAACAUGGGAU